AUGUCAACAAGGAGAAGCGGCGUGACUGCCUUCAUUGGUAGUUGGGCUACCCCCUUUACAACAGUUGGCACUCGCCCAAUUUGCGCGCACUCCGUGGAUAGACGGCAGUAUGAAAGAGCCCAGCGGAUAAGCUGCGCCAUUCCGAAGGAAGGCACUGGAAGUUUGUCGCAGAAUGUGGAAGGCAAGGAUGCAAAGGGAAAGGAAGCACUGGGCAUUUCGAAUGAACCCGCGGAGGCAAAAACGCCAAACAAUUCAUCUGAGGUUCGUUCCAGCGAAGCAGAGGACUUGUCGCAAGUUGAGGGAGCUAUGUCUCUAGAAGACUUCGGCGGAUUUGAUGCAGGCCUUGAGGCUGCUUUCUCAAGAAACAAGGAAACUCUUGAACAGUUUAGCAUGCACUUGGAUUUUUCUGAACGGAAUCGGGGUCAUGGGGCGAGCCUCGGUCCUGACGAAGAAGAAGAGGGAGAUGAUGAUGAAUGGGAAGAUGCUAAAGAAACCGCAGUACCAGGAGCGCCGGACGAAGUUGACAGGGUUGCUGUGGAAUCAGAUGAAGCUGUCGCCGCUAUAAAUGAGGCAAAGACGAAAUCUAAUAGGGGUACGAAGAAAUCAACGAAAGGCGCAACUCAAAAGAAGAAAAGCCCAAAAUCAAGAAAGAAGAAAACAGAGACAAAAAUGACUCAAAUGGAGAUGUUGAACUCCCUGGAAUGGAGCACUGAACCAAGAUGGUUCUUUCUACAGGUUAAACCUGGGUUUGAACAAAGCUGUGCGAUCUCUAUUCGGAAUAUGGCGCAGUCCUUGGAAGCAUUGGAAGUUAAAGAAGUUCUGGUUCCCGUUACAAAAAUCAUGCGUCUUACAAAGGGUGGCCAAUCAGUCAAGAAGGAAGAGCGAAUAUUCCCUGGUUACAUUCUGGUGUUGAUGGUCAUGAAUCAACAAAAUUACGCAGAUGUGCAACGCGUGCCCAAUGUCCAAUGGUUCAUGGGUGAUCCGAACCGUGACAGGAAGACCGGGCAGCCGUUCAGGCCACCGCUUCCAGUCAGUGAUGCAGAGAUGAAAAUUGUGUUUGAGAAAGUGGCAGAAGCUGGGAGUGCGAAGCCAGAAAAGAAGACGUCAAUUAGACCGGGAGAUGCCAUUGAGGUGCUAUCAGGUCCUUUCGCUGGGAACAAGGGGCGCGUUUUGGCAGUCAAACCGGAUCUUCAUGUCAUAUCUGCUCGUCUUAUGAUGAUUGGCCGUGAGGCACCUGUUGAGUUCGAAAUGGAUCAGAUUUGUGUUGUUCAAGACGUACCGGAAGCAGAUGAUUCGAGCAAAGAGCGUACUGGAUCAUGGCAGGCAGGAGAUGCACCAUCUACGCCUCAAUCACGAUUGAACAAGGAAAACGCGAAUCGCUCAGUGUCUCUCUUUGGUGGCCCCGGGAAUACUGCCGAUUUGGCUUCCCCGGCUGACGAUCUUGCUGCACUCCUCUCUGAUGAUAAUUUCGAAACAGAGGACGACAUGUCUAGCUUUUUUGGGCUAGAGUCGAAUGAAUCCUCGAAACCAAAGACUCAGGGGGACAGUGGGAAAGUUGGUAGGCGCGAAACUGGAAAAAGAAGAUCUUCGAAGGCCAGUGCCAAUGAGUUUGAGAUAUCAUCAAUUUUUAGAGAUGAAGGAGAUCAUUUUUCAUUUCUAGACGAGGAGCAAGACCAACACAUUACGACUAAGAGGCAAGAUUCCUCCCAGUUCGGAAAGGAGGACUCGCGGGGAGAUGCUCUUAAAUCUUCAGACGUGGAUUUGACGUCUUUUCUGAGUACCAACGAAGGUUCGGAUCUAUGGGGUGCCACUGACAAAAGAGAACCGGAGCAUCUAUCAAGCCUAUCAAAUGACGAAAUGCGAACUUCAGGGGCCCUCGAAGACGGAAAGGAUAACUUGUUUGACUUUUUGGAUUCCGAUCCUGGUGAAGACUUUGAGGAAGCAACCGUUCUUCCUGAGGUUGAUGGAUAGCCUUUCAUGAUCAUUCCCUAUAUCUUCUUUUUGCUUCUGGUGGGCUAUAUAUCACGUUGGUCUAGAAGGAGCCUCUUUGUAGUGGCAAUAGAAGUAGACUGGUUUCUUUGCCUAAGACACUGGAAGUCUGGAGAUCCUACAUAUUGCCUAGAGAUACGGAACAUGAGGUUGUGUGGAGCAAAAGGGCGUCGGGAGAUCAUCCUCGCGACCCUUUUUUCUCGAACCACAUCAUAUUUCUCUAUGAGCAUACGUUGAUGGAGAGGUCCGUUUCGUUUUAACGGUAGCCAGGGGGCCAACUAAUUAUGUGAUUCUGACGAACGUGAAGUCACCGCACAAGCAAUCGGAGAGGUUCUAACUACCGACCGUAGCAAUGUUAUUGUGCAACGUACAAGAGCGCGGGAUGAACAGCUAUUCUGAUUCUCCUGGGAAAUCUGCGCAGCACUGUUUCCAGAGAAAGAAUAUCAUGCAUUUGAACUAGAAAGAAGCCUUUUCUUACGUUCCUGUUGGAUCAAAUGUCCCAAUGAAUGCCAUCGGAACGGCGUCAAUGUGAUUCGUUCACUGUGCGAACAGCACUACAGCCGUUGCGAGGAUGAGAAACCCGCGUUUUCCAUUGACGCGAUGCGGUCUUCUCCUUUGGGAGAUCUACUGAACGCAACAGUUCAUAGGAGGCGUCUGGACCCGUACUGCCCACCAAGAGAAAGUAGCAGCUAGUGCAUGUCGCUUUUUCGUUGUUGUACACUAGUUUUGAGAGCUGCUCCGUAGCACGCUGAUUUUUGAGAAAACCCAAAGUUUACAGGGAUA
This is a messenger RNA of Chondrus crispus (carragheen), 2772 nucleotides long. RefSeq lists its product as hypothetical. Lineage: Eukaryota; Rhodophyta; Florideophyceae; Gigartinales; Gigartinaceae. Gene Ontology annotation, biological process: regulation of DNA-templated transcription elongation; transcription elongation-coupled chromatin remodeling; translation. The transcript is spliced from 2 exons. Gene Ontology annotation, molecular function: structural constituent of ribosome. Gene Ontology annotation, cellular component: ribosome. The record is from RefSeq and is a predicted model, not a curated record. The coding region runs from base 1 to 1971 and encodes 656 amino acids.